AUGGCCGAGAGAACACGCGACAAAGUCAGGACGGAUACAGACGUUUUUACAGAUGUGAACGAAGACUUCCAGUCAGACGAGGGGCGAUCGAAAAGUUCGGGUUUCUGUGGGGUUUUCCUCACGGCUCUGUCUUUCCUGCUCAUCCUUGUGACGUUCCCGGUGUCCAUAUGGGGCUGCAUGAAGAUCGUCAAGGAAUACGAGCGAGCAGUAAUUUUCCGUCUAGGGCGACUCCUUGGGGGAGCAAAGGGACCUGGUAUAUUUUGGAUUCUUCCAUGCGUGGACACAUUUCGCAAGGUUGAUCUGAGGACAGUAUCUUUCAACAUUCCUCCCCAGGAGGUGCUGACCAAAGACUCAGUAACUAUACUGGUAGACGGAGUCGUGUACUACAGAGUCUUUAACCCGACAAUGUCCAUAAUCAAAGUGGAGGAUGCUAAUCUGGCCACGCAGAUGCUCGCACAGACCACACUGAGGAACAUGCUGGGCACUAAGAGCCUGGCGGAUAUCUUACGUGAUCGAGAGGAGAUGGCAGAACAGAUGGAGGUGGUGCUCUACUCUGCCUCAAAAAACUGGGGAAUCAAAGUGGAGCGGGUGGAGCUAAAAGACGUCAAACUGCCGACUACACUACAGAGAGCCAUGGCCGCUGAGGCCGAGGCCACCAGAGAGGCCCGUGCCAAGGUGAUAGCUGCUGAGGGAGAGAUGAAGGCAUCAUGUGCUCUGAAGGAGGCCGCGAGCAUCAUGUCCGAAUCUCCGGCCGCUCUCCAGCUGCGCUACCUGCAGACGCUGUCCGAGAUCGCGACCGAGAGGAACUCCACUGUGGUCUUCCCCAUCCCCAUGGACAUCAUCUCCAGCUUCAUAAGGAAAUGA
Molecule: messenger RNA, 864 nt
Organism: Trichomycterus rosablanca
Lineage: Eukaryota; Metazoa; Chordata; Actinopteri; Siluriformes; Trichomycteridae
Exons: 7
Coding region: 1-864 (287 amino acids)
Cellular component (GO): plasma membrane
Source: RefSeq, a predicted model, not a curated record